GACUAGUUGAAUGCAAAAAGUCAACAUUUUAAAAGUCAAAAUAAUCGGUCUGAGAAACCAAAUAAUUUUUCCCUUUUUUUUUUGUUUAUAAAUGUUUUGGUCAAUACUAGCUCGUCGUCGACAAAGAUUCAUUUCGAUUCCCAAACCACACAAGAAGAACACAAAUUAGCUCGAAAGAAACAAACUCUUUUGAGAAAAUAAUGGAUCCGUCGGAGUCUUUCGCCGGCGGCAAUCCUUCCGACCAACAGAACCAGAAACGUCAGCUUCAGAUCUGUGGUCCUCGUCCCUCACCUCUCAGCGUCAACAAAGACUCUCACAAGAUCAAGAAACCUCCUAAACACCCUGCUCCUCCGCCUCAGCAUCGCGACCAAGCUCCGCUCUACGCUGCUCGAGAGCCGGUGGUCAUCUACGCCGUCUCGCCGAAAGUCGUCCACACCACAGCCUCGGAUUUCAUGAACGUCGUCCAGCGUCUCACCGGCAUCUCAUCCGCCGUCUUCCUCGAAUCCGGUAACGGCGGAGAUGUAUCUCCGGCGGCGAGACUCGCCGCGACCGAGAAUGCAAGCCCGAGAGGAGGAAAAGAACCGGUGAUGGCGGCUAAAGAUGAGACGGUGGAAAUCGCGACGGCUAUGGAAGAAGCAGCCGAGUUGAGCGGCUAUGCGCCGGGGAUACUCUCCUCUUCUCCGGCUAUGUUACCGACAGCUUCUGCCGGAAUAUUCUCGCAGAUGACUACUCACCAAGGUGGGAUGUUCUCGCCGGGAUUGUUUUCGCCGGCGGGGUUAAUGAGCCCGUUUGGUUUUGCUAGCUUGGUUGCUUCUCCAACGUUUGCUGAUUUGUUCAGUCAUAUUUGGGAUUAGUUUUUGACACUCUUGACAGUGAAGACUAGAAUAGCAAGUUCAGAACUUAGGAAUGGAUUUUUAUAAUCAGCAGAGGCCACUACACCCAGCCCAGGUGGAUCCACGAAAUAUAUUUCCUCCUCCAACAACAAUCGCAACCUAUGAAGAUCAAGACAGAGCAUCAUCCUUUCAGUAUACAUGUCUAAAGCAUAAAAAAAAUCUCCGCCUCAUGUUUCUUGUAAGUUUGAACUAUAUAAUACAGUGUGUAACCUCUACACAAGCAAUCAAAUAUAUACUUCCAUUUUAUCA
This is a messenger RNA of Brassica napus (rape), 1142 nucleotides long. Its product is annotated as protein MKS1-like. The record is from RefSeq and is a predicted model, not a curated record. Gene Ontology annotation, cellular component: nucleus. NCBI's taxonomy places the organism in Eukaryota, Viridiplantae, Streptophyta, Magnoliopsida, Brassicales, Brassicaceae. The transcript has a single exon. The coding region runs from base 201 to 854 and encodes 217 amino acids.